Molecule: messenger RNA, 5552 nt
Organism: Tachysurus fulvidraco (yellow catfish)
Lineage: Eukaryota; Metazoa; Chordata; Actinopteri; Siluriformes; Bagridae
Gene: lrig1
Product: leucine-rich repeats and immunoglobulin-like domains 1
Exons: 17
Coding region: 975-3929 (984 amino acids)
Molecular function (GO): protein binding
Source: RefSeq, a predicted model, not a curated record
AUAGGUGGGCGGGUCUUUACGAGUCCGAGGCUCUUCCAACGUGCGUCCUGAGGAAAGGAAAAGAAAAGGAGGAAAGUAAAGACAGAUAGAGGAGGAAAAGAAAAGAAAAAAAAUGAUAGAUCUGCAGUUACGAUCAGAAGUGAAAGGAGAAGCGUUUAAAUAACCGGAUCUUUUGGAUUUGAGUUGUUUUUUUGAUGAGAAGCUCCACCGGUCUCGAGCGCAGAAAGUUACCUCAGGAUCCGCGGCGGCUUUUACACACAAACCCUGUGAUGUUUUUGUGUGUUAUUCUCCACAGAGUGAGUGUUUAAUGUGAACACUGAACAUUACACGGUGUGAACACUGAACAUUACACGGUGUGGACACUGAACAUGUCUCUGUGGAACAACAUUUCUGCACUUUUCACGUGGACACACGUUACAGCGGCGUCGGCUACAAAACAACCCGGAUUUCUUUCCUCUAUAAACACCCGUCAUCCUGUUUGUUUGUGGGAUCUCGUUUUAAAACCUUUCUAAUAUUCGGAUCGGAUCCAAAACGGUCAAAUCUAAUCGCUUGGCGCGCGCACACUCACUCACGCACGCGCACACAUACACACACACCUCAUUUUCAACCUUUUAAGGACAACAGCUUCGGACUUACACACCAGUUUGGCUUUGGUACCGCAAAAGUUUCAUGAGUUGUUGUUUUUUGUGCCAUUCGAAGCUUUUAUUUCAUUGUAGUUUCUGAUUCAGGACUUUAAAGGAAAAUAAACAGGACAAAACUUUGUGUGAAGGUGUGAAACCUGGGACCUGGGAAACAUUGACACGUUUUUUUUUUUGUUUUUUUUUUACCCCUUUCUGUUUCACUAGGACACGCAAAAGAAGACGUUCACGAUGCUUUUCUUCGCAUCCAGACCACGUCAUGGAGGAUAAAUAAUCAACCAAAACAAACCUGACUCGGAUCUGUGGAGAGAUUAGAUCAGAACUGAUAGACACAAAAUGGCGGCGGCUCUGGGACACAUUUCAUAUUAUGUUUUUUAUUCCCUCGUAACCAUGGAACUGUUCAUCGUUCACGGCUCGAGCUCGGAUUUGCCGUGUUCACAAAACUGCACGUGCACUUCAGACGCGACCGACUGCAGUCACCGGAAACUAACCGAUAUUCCCAAAGAUUUACCGGAUCGGACCGUCUAUCUAAACCUGAGCCACAACAUGCUGACGGCAGUCGAUACGGACAUCCUGUCCAAUCUGCCCAACCUUAAAGAAGUGCACCAUAAUAAGAUUAGCGGCGUGCAGGGCAGCCGUCUCCGAAACCUCACCCACUUGGAGACUCUGGACCUGAGUAAUAAUGACAUCAUCGAUGUGAGAGAACACUGCUUCCCUCGUGGCCUCCGUGUCCGAGAUCUGUCGCUCAGCAGUAAUAAAAUUGUACACCUGGAGUUUGGUGCGUUCAGGAACCUGAACGACACUCUGCAGGUCCUGAGGCUCAGCAGGAACCGGCUCACCCAGCUGCCUGUCAAAGGCCUCGAGCUUCCCAGACUAACACAGCUGGACCUGAGCAGGAACCGGCUGCGCUUGAUCGAAGGCCUGACCUUUCAGGGUCUCUCCAUCCUGGAGGUUUUGAAACUCCAGAGGAACAACAUCAGCAAGCUCACAGACGGGGCGUUCUUCGGUCUGGCACGCAUGAGAACCCUCCAUUUGGAGUAUAACAGUCUGAAAGAGGUGAACAGUGGCUCUCUGUAUGGCCUCCAGUCACUGCUACACCUCCAUCUGUCCAACAACUCGAUCUCGAGCUUCAACCCUGAGGGAUGGCGCUUCUGCGAGAGGCUACGAGAGCUGCAUCUGGACCAUAACAACUUGACAAAGCUGGCCGAGGGCAGUUUUGUGAAGUUAGCCAACUUGCAGACUCUUCAGCUGAGCCACAACUCCAUCAACUAUAUAGCAGAGGGAGCUUUCAAAGGUCUCAGCUCCUUACGCUUACUGGAUCUUGACCACAAUGACAUUUCUGGAACAAUCGAGGACACCAGUGGUGCCUUUGCAGGCCUAAAGAAACUCCGGAAGCUGACACUGUUUGGAAACAGGAUAAAGUCGGUGGCCAAGAAAGCCUUCUCAGGCCUGGAGGCCCUUGAGCACCUAAACCUGGGCGGAAACGCCAUCCUCUUCAUUCUACCAGACGCCUUCAACAAUAUGAAGAACCUCCGCAGCCUCGAGAUCUUCAGCGAUAGCUUCCUGUGCGAUUGCCAGCUGCACUGGUUUCCUGAGUGGGUUGUGGCACGAGAGCUACAGUCUGGCAUCCAUGCCAUGUGCGCACACCCUGAGAGCCUGAAGGGCACCAGCAUCUUCCAGGCUCCUGCACAGAGCUUUGUUUGUGACGAUCUGCCCAAACCCCAGAUCACGGUUCACCCCUCAGCCACUGCUGGCGUGUUAGGCAAAGACGUGCGUUUGACGUGCAUGGCGGUAAGCAGCAGCAGCUCGCCCAUGACCUUCACAUGGCGGAAAGACCAGGAGCCACUUCCUCAUGCCCACGUGGAGAACUCUGCCCACUCCACCUCCAAAGACGGCCCAGGAAUCAUGGAGUACACGACCGUCCUCCAUCUACGCAACGUCAAGUUCGAGGACGAGGGCCGUUACCAGUGCGUCAUCUCCAAUCACUUCGGCUCCACCUACUCCAACAAAGCACGUCUCAGCAUCAGCGUGCUGCCUUCAUUUGUGAAGACCCCACGUGACCUCACCAUCCGGGCUGGUGCAAAGGCCCGUCUGGAGUGCGCAGCCAAAGGUUAUCCACCUCCACAGGUUGCUUGGCAGAAAGACGGUGGCACGGAUUUCCCGGCAGCCCGUGAGCGGCGCAUGGAGGUGAUGCCCGACGACGACGUGUUCUUCAUAAUGCACGUGAAGCCUGAAGACAUGGGGGUGUACAGCUGCACAGCCAGAAACACCGCAGGCAUGAUCUCUGCCAAUGUCACGAUCACCGUGCUGGAAAUGCCUCACCUCCUGCAGGGGAUGGAGGACCGCAGUGUGGUGCUUGGCGAGGCGGUGGCUCUGCAAUGUAAAGCCAUGGGUAGCCCUCCUCCCCGAAUCACCUGGCUGCAUGGGGGCGAGCCGCUGCACCCCAGUGAGCGCCAUCAUUUCACCCACGCCAACCAGCUUCUGGUGAUCAGCAGCUCGAUGCUGGAGGAUGCUGGACGCUAUACUUGUGUCAUGUCCAACCCUCUAGGCACCGAACGUGCCCAGUGUAGCUUGACUGUGAACCAGCGUCCUGGUGGCAAUUGCCACAUGAAUGGCAGCUCUGGGGCGGUCACUGUAGGCAUUGUCGUGAUCGCCGUGGUUACAAGUGUCGUUGCGACCUCUUUGGUGUGGGUGUGCAUCAUCUACCAGACAAGGAAGAAGAGCGAAGAGUGCAGCGUCAACACGGAUGAGACCAUUGUUCCCCCCGAUGUCCCAAGCUACCUGUCCUCACAGGGCACACUGUCUGAGAGGCAGGACAUAUGUAUAAGAGUGGAGUCCGGCGGAGGAUCCCAGCCGAGUGGCCACACUCACAACAAUGGAGGUUUUGAUGUUCCAGUCUUGUGUACCGAUUGCAUGGAAAACGGUAACAGUUACUCCAGGCCACCAGACUACUUUUGCCAUGGCAUUACACCUCCUUCAGGCAUGGAGUACCAGCAGAUGCAGCCUCCGUCGACCUUCAGCAGCCUUAAGACGGGCGAGGGGCACUGUAACGGCAUGCCGAACGGAGUCAGGAAAGAAGCGACGCCUACGUUGCACAAGAAAAACUGCGAUAGAAAAGGAUCCGUGUCCAGUAGGACAGGAACAUCGUCUCCAAGCGAGAGCCACCAUCGGCCGGUAAAACCGACCUCCAUUCCCUCAACCUGCACGGACGCUGAGCUCACACAGACUCUGUUACCCAACGGCCACACACACUUGAGUGAGACCGCCCCCCUCAGGCGGGCUAGUGACUAGCACCUAGCGCAAUACCAAGUGAAGACUUUUGUAUUGCUAUUUUUCGUAUCCUGUUUGCACUGUGAACUGCUACCUCACACCGUGGGGCGCACAUGGAGCUCGUCCCGCGUCUGAUCGCGGCGUCAAGGCGCCCGGGUUUGAAGGCAAAGCUUGAACGAGGGGCCGUUCGUGUCCUAGUCUGAGCGUUACACCUGUAUAUAGUGUUUAAAUUCUCCUCAGGGAGGCUUCGUUGACCGCAAAAAAAAAAGAUGAUAAUAAUAAGUGACUUGCAUUUGAAGCAUGUUAAUGUAGGGAAUAUUGUAUAAUACAAGAGAGUGCUCUAAUGUUGGACUUUAAAUUGUACAUAAGAGUUUUCAUAUAUAUCUAUAUUAUUAUUAUAUAACUUUUACAGAAGAGUAUUUGAAUCUAUUCUGUGCAUGGUCCGAUCAGAGUGAUGCUAUUUUUUCCUCCCUUUUUAUAAAGCUCCCAGCCCUGGUGCCUUACAGCAUGAACAAAGAAUUUGCAAGUCGUUCGCUUCUCUUGGAGUGAAACCUUUGGUUUUUUUUUUUUUUUUUUUUUUUUUUUUUGUGAAAUAGGAAUUGAAACUAAGAUAAAUACCAUCAUCUCCAGCUACGACCUUAUGACGGUUCAUAUUUGCUGGUGUUGAAUAAGAGAAACGCUCGGUUUGGUACAGUAAGCUCGGGAAGGGGUGAAGAAAUGCAAAUCAGCACUUUGGUUGAAAUAACAUAAGAUUUAUCACUGUUUAAGAUUUUAAAUACGUAUAGGAAGGUUGAUAUUUUCACACUUUUUCACUUUAUACUCUGCAGCCUAAUUCACAAUUCUGCAGCUGAAACCUACUAACCGUGGAGGCUAAAACCUGUAAUUCUCAUCAUUUGCACAGCUUAAAAUACGGGGGGAAAAAUAAAAGAUUCAGCUUUUCCAUUUGCUAAAGGUACCAAAUAGUAGUUGUUAGCCAGAGGUAAAAUUAAAAUCUGAAAUGUGCACUAACAACAAAACAUUGUAAGAAAUUUCUUAGCGCAUAACAAAAGGGAUAAAGAUAAACUACUUACACGAGGAAAAGGCAUCGUUAUCUGUGUUAGCUGGUGUUCAGGAGCUUUUUCAAUGUCUACACACAGGGAAUGGCCAGUAUCUUCAGUAAACACCAUUAGAUAAUGCUACGUCAACGUUACUGAACGCCUCAUUAGCUAAUGCUAACUCUAGCCUCUUUAAACCAAAUAAUAGGUACUAAGCAAAUAACUCAAAUCUGUGAGGCUUUUUAAGCCAACCCAUUUUUUUUUUUUUUUUUUUUACUUUUUACAGAAACCAAACUGAGAGAAUAUUUUUUGUUUACUGUAGAAAAUAUCUAGCGAUGUUACAGCAAUUCUGUCACUCUGUUACCCAACUAACUGGCUAGACUUUUAGCUAACCAGCUAACUCAAAAUGAAGAAAAAAAAAAGAGCUUUGCUUCACGUAAAAGGGUUUACCCGCUAAUUUCCGUAGCUCGCGCGUCGUAGCAGAGACUUGCUCACUUUCCUUUCAUAUUAAUUUAUUGAAAAGAAACUCAAAUAGCUGUACAUUUGCAACGCUGAUAUUGUGACGUGUGGCAAGUUGACAUGUCUAUUAAAAUCACAUUCUGCUCUUUGA